Messenger RNA from Cavenderia fasciculata, 1158 nucleotides. RefSeq lists its product as uncharacterized. The coding region runs from base 1 to 1158 and encodes 385 amino acids. The transcript has 2 exons. The record is from RefSeq and is a predicted model, not a curated record. Gene Ontology annotation, cellular component: CAAX-protein geranylgeranyltransferase complex. Gene Ontology annotation, biological process: protein geranylgeranylation. Gene Ontology annotation, molecular function: CAAX-protein geranylgeranyltransferase activity. Lineage: Eukaryota; Evosea; Eumycetozoa; Acytosteliales; Cavenderiaceae.
AUGUCACAAUCAUUUGAAAUAGAGAAACAUAUUAAAUAUAUAAAGAGAAAUUUGAUGGCACUGCCAUCACCAUAUACCUCUGCACUACCUAAUCAUUUAUCUAUAGUUUACUUUAUGCUAUCUGGUUUGGAUAUCCUAGAUAGAUUGGAUCAAGAGAUUGAUGAUACUCUAUCUACUCAAAUUAAAGAGUUUGUAUAUUCUAGACAAAUAUUACCUUAUUAUCAACAACCAGAUGAUAAUAUUAUCAAUUGUGGAUUUAGAGGUGCCAACUUUAUAGGACAACCAUUUGAUAAUUCUGUACAACAACAACAACAGUCUACCACAUCCUCUUCUACUCCUUCUUCAUCAUCUUUAUGUUUAUGUCAAUCAUACCCAAUAGUGGCAUGUGAUCAAUCAACUCUAGCCAAUAGUUAUUGUGCAUUGAUGAUAUUAAGAAUACUCAGAGAUGAUCUGGGUCGUGUCAAUAAGAAAUCUAUUACCAAUGCCAUGAAACACCUUCAACAACCAGAUGGUAGUUAUGUCGGUGCAUCUGGUGGUGGUGAGAGUGACAUGAGAUAUCUAUACACUGCUUGUGCAAUCUCAUUCCUCUUGGAAGAUUGGAGUGGUAUCGAUAUUGAUUUGGCACUCCAAUAUAUUAGAUCUAGUUUUGGAUAUGAAUUUGCCUUUGGACAAGGACCUUUACAAGAGGCACAUGGUGGAUCAACCUACUGUGCUAUAGCAGCACUUUCACUUUUGGGACUACUUGAUCAAGAGUUUCCAAAACAAAGUGUAAAGAGAGAAAAAUUGGUACAGUGGUUGGUAAUGAAACAAAUAUCUGGGUUCAGUGGUCGUACCAACAAAGAUCCAGAUACUUGCUAUAGCUUUUGGAUAGGUGCAUCACUCGAUAUGUUGGGUGCUUACCACUUGGUAGAUUCCAAUUUGGUAUCAUCUUUUAUAUUGGGUGCCCAACACCCCGCCAUUGGUGGUAUCUCAAAGAUACCAGACUCUUUUCCUGAUGCACUCCAUAGUUAUAUGUCAUUCUCUGGACUCAGUAUCAUCCAAAACAACAAUCAAACAGCAGGACAAGGUGAAAAGUUUAAUUUUCAUUUGCAAUCUUUAAAUUGUUCAAUAGGUCUAACAAACAAAACUGCAAAUACUUUUCUCAAUAAUAAUAAAUAA